Molecule: messenger RNA, 670 nt
Organism: Rhagoletis zephyria (snowberry fruit fly)
Lineage: Eukaryota; Metazoa; Arthropoda; Insecta; Diptera; Tephritidae
Molecular function (GO): sequence-specific DNA binding
Source: RefSeq, a predicted model, not a curated record
ACCAUCUCCGGCGUCUGCACCAUUAUCAGUAAUAAACUCUUCAUUAGAAGAGAUGGAUCAAUCAUCAACUUCUUCAUCAGCGUCGCGCUCUAACUCCAUUUCGGUGAAAUACCUAGCUAUCGAUACCAGAAAUUGUAAAUGGCUCAAAAAAGAUCCAAGAUGUUCCCUCCAAUACAAUGACAGUAUUUAUAUUGAAAAAUUUGAUACAACUAAAGACAGAUUUGCAGAUUAUACACCACACAUGAUUUUCAAAGAAUUUUUAACAGACGAAAUAGUUCAAUACAUGUGUGUCCAAACCAUGUUAUAUGCAAACUCCGAUAAAAAUAAUCCUAAGUUUACAAUUGAUGUUGAGCAGAUGAGAGUCUUUAUCGCAAUUUUGUUUUUUACUGGUUACCAUAAGUUACCAACUGAACGUUCGUACUGGUCACUCGACGAGGAUCUUGGAGUGCCUUUAGUUUCAGAACACAUGGCAAGAGAUCUAGGGAGUUCACAAGGUGUUGUAUACUGUCGUACUGUUGUAUGUCAUACACUUUAAACGACUAAAACUAUAUUUAAGGAUUUCGCAAGCUAACAUAAAAGCUUUAUUAUGAAAUUCCACACCGCUAAAAAAUAGUUGGUGGUGAUUUCAAGUCCUCUAAACAUUUACUUAGCCGUUAAAAACUUUACGACA